ACCUCAAAUUUCUGCCUGCGUGUUUGGUCCGCGAUCUUCCUCAAAUUCCAGUAAAAAUGGCCUUAAGCGACGGAGCCAAGGAGCGCCUUUCCCUCGUGAUCGAGCUGGUCAAGACGGUCUUCCAUUACGGCUACAUUCCUGCUGUGGUCUACCUGGGGUUCAAGCAGGGGGCCGAGCCUGGCAUGCCCGAGAUCGCCCUUAGCAACUUGCUGUGGUAGGACCAGAGGAGCACCAGGAAGGGAGCAGAUGCUUAAAAAUAAGUCCCAUUUUGCAAUGUUUACUGACACAAUAGAAAGAUAAACCAUCAAA
Dendroctonus ponderosae (mountain pine beetle) is the source of this 309-nucleotide messenger RNA. RefSeq names its product mitochondrial import receptor subunit TOM7 homolog (gene Tom7). NCBI's taxonomy places the organism in Eukaryota, Metazoa, Arthropoda, Insecta, Coleoptera, Curculionidae. The record is from RefSeq and is a predicted model, not a curated record. Gene Ontology annotation, biological process: protein import into mitochondrial matrix. Gene Ontology annotation, cellular component: mitochondrial outer membrane translocase complex. The transcript has 3 exons. Bases 57 to 218 code for a protein of 53 amino acids.